AUGGAGUUGAAUGAAUAUACCGUGCAAUUGACUCUCUACAAGGUUAUACAGUACAUCCAGUUUUUACAGGAGAAGAUGCAGAUGUAUGAGGGAACAUACCAAGGUUGGAGUCCGGAGCCCUCAAAAUUGAUGCCGUGGAGAAACACUAGCGGGCCCGCAGAUAGCUUCAUUGAUCAAUCUCAACUCAUGAAGAAUGAUUCUGGUCAUGAGGAUAAUACUUCUAUCAACCCGGCAUUGCUCACUAAUGCUCAGAACUCGUUAGAAUCUGAUUUUGGUGGGGCUGCUGCAUAUAAAGCAAUAGAUCAUUCCUCUGGGGCAGUGACCCAAGCAAUUCCCUUUAAUAUGCCAUUGCAACCAAAUUUGUUUGAUGCUGUUCCUGCCCAAUCUCCUCAGAGAUCUUUAUGUGAUGCUGAGCAUCUGGCUUCGGAGUCCCGAUCCCAUCUUUGGCAGGGUAGACCAUGUACAACUGAUUGUGCUGUUCCAAGCUAUGCUCCAAAUGAGCAGGAAGAGCUGAAAUCGGAAAGUGGAGAAGCUACCAUCUCAAAUGCCUGGUCCCAAGGGUUGGUGAAUACCCUAAGCCAUGCACUGCAGUCUUCAGGGGUAGAUUUAUCACAGACCAGCAUAUCUGUGCAACUUGAUAUUGGGAAACAAACAAAUACUGGACUGACAGCUACAACAUUCAGCAAAAAGGACCAUGAAAACCCUUCUCCUAACACUCUAGCAAUGGCGCACUAUGGGUUUGAAAGCAAUGAGGAAUCAAGUCGAGCUCCUAAAAGGCUCAGAACAGAAAAAGGCUAG
This is a messenger RNA of Ilex paraguariensis (yerba mate), 798 nucleotides long. Lineage: Eukaryota; Viridiplantae; Streptophyta; Magnoliopsida; Aquifoliales; Aquifoliaceae. The record is from the annotation of a GenBank genome assembly.